AUGUUCGCCGUUCUGAAGCUCGCCUUUAUAAGCGUGGCAGCUCUUGCCACGGUCGCGUCGGCUGAUGCUAUCCUCGACAAUCUCGCGCGCGAGGUGUCUCGGGUCGAGUCGAUUCGCGAAAUCAAAGACGUUCAGCGAUCCUUUGCACACCUUGCUCAGUUCGGUCGCUUCCACGAUGCCGCGACCCUCUUCACGACAGAUGCGACGUUUAUAUGGGGAAACGCCAGUGUGACUGGUCGAUCAGCGAUCGAGAACUUUCUGAAUGCUCACACGGGCGAAAUGAAUGGGAGAAAGUCGAGUUCACUGAACACGCUGGUGAUAGAAAAUCCUGUGGUGAGUCUCAGCGUUAAUGGGCAGAGUGCGAAAGCGCGCUGGAAUGGGCUACGAUUUGCAGGCGACAGUAAAGGUGGGUCGUGGAUCGAGGGCGGAAUAUAUGAGAAUCAGUAUGUGCGAGAGGAUACUGGAUGGCGCAUCGCUUCCUUACACUACUAUGCGUUGUACGAAGGCACAUAUGAGGAUGGAUGGAAAAAUGUGGGCGGUCGCGGAAUACCAGUCAUCCCAUAUCACUUCACGCCCGAGGGAUCCGGCUUACCUAUACCGACACCAGAAGGUGAUGCGCCAGAGACGAACGCUACACUUCGCGAUUUGGAAGUCAGGAUAGAAAGUCUCAACGAUGAAGACGAAGUCAGAAAUCUGAUGCAUGCACAUGGAUAUUACAUCGAUCGCCGAAUGUGGACCGAUGUCAUCGAUCUUCACACCACCAAGACGAAGGUCACGAUCACAGGUCAGGGGACCUACAACGGGCUUGAUGGCGUGAGGAAUGCGCUGGAGAGAAUGGGGCCCGAAGGCCUGACAAGAGGUGUGAACAACGACCACCCCAUCUUCGACAUGCUUGUCGAAGUCAGUCCUGACGGCCAGCGCGCCAUCGCGCGCGGCAUUGAAAUCGGCAUGCGCGGCGAUACCAAUAACAGAACAGCCUCCUGGGAGUUCAACGUCUUUCGCAACAAUUUUGUCAAAGAGACUGGGGUAUGGAAAGUGAAAGCGGUCGAGACGACACCCUUGAUAGUCGCAGACUACUACAAGGGCUGGAGCAAUGGCGUGAUCAACACUCCUACCGGGUACCUACCACCCUGGGUCAAUGUAGGGAGCUUUCGCGAAGCAAGCUUCCCACCGAGUAACGGUACCUCCAAUGCUACAGUUGUUGACCUAGAGAGAAAAUUACGCCGUUCCGCAGCCUACGACGGCACCGAGAACCAAUCCCACGCUUACGGCCACGUCAUCGACGACAUAGACUGCGCACGAAUGGGAGCACUCUUCGCAAGCCGCGGCCACAAGUCUUCCCCUUUCGCCGGCUUCUUCAUCACGCCCCAGCGCAUCACAGACGCUUGUUUUGCAUCAUACGGCACGAACCGCUCCACGAUACGCUCGAGCAUAUCCUUCCACUGGCGUCCUCAGCCAGUCAUCCUCGUCAGCCAUGACGGCCGCAGCGCAACUUUGCGCGCCCGCCUCCUUCAGCCGUCGACAUCUGUCUCGAAAGCAGGAAGUUUCAACUCCGCCAUGUACCACGACCAAGUCGUCCUCGAGAACGGUCGCUGGCGCCUCUGGAGCGUCACCAUCGAUGAGUUCUACUGGCAGUCAUCCUCAUGGGAAGCUGGCUGGGCGAAUCCCACGCCUCGCAAUGCGUCCCAGCCUGAUCCAGAGCCCGCAGGAUGGACCAAGAAGUUUCCGCCUGACGUGACAAUCGCGGAGGUGGGCGAACGGGAAGCCGGGUUUAGAGGCGGUGCGGGGAAGUUUGUGGAAUGGCCCGAGAUCCAGAGGAUGUGGUUUGGCUAUAGGAAUCUGGUGAGUGGAAGGGUGCCGAGCGGGGAGAGGCUGGGAUUUUGGGAGGGCUGCGUUCCGUGUAAAGUGAGGCCGGACUGGGCGUUGGAGGCGAAUGGGUGGGAGGAACCUGAGGCUGGACCGGUUGGGAAUAGGACGUUGAGGAUGGGAAGAUGAGUGAACGCGAGUCAACGCUCAUUGUUUGCUGUCCAAUCCAUCAUCAACCUCAUGUAUUACUCACUUUUACGGAACUCGCUGUGUCGGCAGAGUUCAAUGUGGUCAUAACACAGGGAUGGCAUGUGGGCACUGCACUCAACUGUAAAACAGAGGUCACGGC
This is a messenger RNA of Paraphaeosphaeria sporulosa, 2155 nucleotides long. RefSeq lists its product as uncharacterized. The transcript has a single exon. Bases 1 to 1995 code for a protein of 664 amino acids. The record is from RefSeq and is a predicted model, not a curated record. Lineage: Eukaryota; Fungi; Ascomycota; Dothideomycetes; Pleosporales; Didymosphaeriaceae.